CACGAUACACUCAAUUUAACAGCGCUUUUUCGCCCACCCACGCACACGUUCACACUUUUUGAUAAAGUCGAUUGAUCUGAUUGACCGAGAAAAAAAAACAAACAAACACAACGAAAAAAGGGUGAACUGGUGCCGGCGUGCCGAAGAUACCAUUAACGCCAACUCCCACCAACCGCCGGCCACGCCUCUUGCCCGCCCGCGGAGCGCCAAAGGAUGUCCUCAGUGGAGGCCGAGGUGCUGCAGAAAAUCGAUCUGAUUGAACCCACAACCGGAAAAUUGUUUUUCGAGCACAAAACGGAGCUGCUUUUCUGCCGGCCACAUCUGAUGCCGCUGAAGACGCAGGCGCUGGAACGCCUGGAGGAAAUGCAUCGGGACACCGCUCGCCAAUUGCAGAAGAAGCGCCAGCAGAAGAAGUCCACAGAGCCCACAGGCUCGCUAUGAACCAGUCCUCCUCAAUCGCAAGAACCCAGUCGUCAUAAGCACACACACACACACACGGACGCACCACAAACACACACACACAGA
Drosophila erecta is the source of this 525-nucleotide messenger RNA. RefSeq names its product BBSome-interacting protein 1 (gene BBIP1). The coding region runs from base 214 to 441 and encodes 75 amino acids. The record is from RefSeq and is a predicted model, not a curated record. NCBI's taxonomy places the organism in Eukaryota, Metazoa, Arthropoda, Insecta, Diptera, Drosophilidae. Gene Ontology annotation, cellular component: BBSome. Gene Ontology annotation, biological process: cilium assembly; receptor localization to non-motile cilium. The transcript has a single exon.